Saccharomyces kudriavzevii IFO 1802 is the source of this 1287-nucleotide messenger RNA. It is a transcript of the gene PRO1, whose product is annotated as glutamate 5-kinase. Gene Ontology annotation, molecular function: RNA binding; ATP binding; glutamate 5-kinase activity. The transcript has a single exon. Lineage: Eukaryota; Fungi; Ascomycota; Saccharomycetes; Saccharomycetales; Saccharomycetaceae. Bases 1 to 1287 code for a protein of 428 amino acids. Gene Ontology annotation, cellular component: cytoplasm; cytosol. The record is from RefSeq and is a predicted model, not a curated record.
AUGAAAAAUGCUAAUGAAGCCAACUCGUAUACUAUAGUCAUAAAAUUGGGCUCUUCAUCGCUAGUGGAUGAAAAGACCAAAGAGCCUAAGCUUGCUAUAAUGUCGCUUAUUGUUGAGACCGUGGUCAAAUUGAGAAGAAUGGGCCACAGGAUCAUCAUUGUCUCUAGUGGUGGGAUUGCUGUUGGUUUGAGGACAAUGCAUAUGGACAAAAGACCUAAACAUUUAGCAGAAGUUCAGGCUAUCGCGGCUAUUGGGCAAGGUAGAUUGAUCGGGAGAUGGGAUCUUUUAUUUUCUCAAUUCGAUCAACGUAUUGCUCAAAUUUUGUUAACUAGAAAUGAUAUUUUGGACUGGACUCAAUAUAAGAACGCCCAAAAUACGAUUAAUGCAUUGUUGAAUAUGGGGGUUGUUCCUAUUGUUAACGAAAAUGACACAUUAUCGGUUAGAGAAAUUAAAUUUGGCGACAACGACACUUUAUCAGCAAUCACUUCUGCUUUGAUCCAUGCAGAUUACCUUUUCUUAUUGACAGAUGUUGAUUGUUUGUAUACUGAUAAUCCAAGGACAAACCCAGAUGCUAUGCCAAUUUUGGUUGUCCCAGAUCUCUCCAAGGGUUUACCAGGUGUGAAUACUACCGGCGGUUCGGGGUCAGAUGUUGGUACUGGUGGUAUGGAAACUAAAUUGGUUGCUGCAGACUUGGCGACAAAUGCUGGUGUUCAUACACUGAUCAUGAAAAGUGAUAUCCCUGCCAAUAUAGGUAAGAUUGUCGAAUACAUGCAAACUCUAGAACUUGAUGAUGAAAAUAAAGUUAAGAAUGUAUACGACGGUGAUUUAACAGUCCUACAGAAAAGAGAAUUUGAGAAAUUGAAGGCUCUCAACGUUCCAUUGCACACAAAGUUCAUUGCCAAUGACAAUAAACACCAUCUAAAAAACAGAGAGUUUUGGAUUUUACACGGUCUUGUUUCUAGAGGUGCUAUUGUUAUUGAUCAGGGAGCAUAUGCAGCUCUAACAAGGAAAAACAAAGCCGGACUAUUGCCAGCAGGUGUCAUUGAUGUUCAAGGUACUUUCCAUGAGUUAGAAUGUGUCGAUAUAAAGGUUGGGAAAAAGUUACCAAACGGUGAGCUAGAUCCAAAUUUUCCCUUGCAAACUGUCGGUAAAGCCAGAUGCAAUUACACGAGUGUUGAACUGACCAAAAUCAAAGGCCUCCACAGCGACCAAAUAGAAGAGGAAUUGGGCUACAAUGACAGUGAGUAUGUUGCUCAUAGAGAAAAUUUGGCAUUCCCACCUCAUUGA